AUGGAAUUGUUUAAUACAAGCGCGAGGAAUAUAUUACCUAUAAAAAGGUGCACUGCUUUCCCAGCGAAUACUCACUCUGUUGGGCUAUGGAAUAAAAGUGAUGCAUGGCAACUUAAUGUAUCAACUCCAUUUGGCAAUGUCACAUGGCCAGUUCAAAACUACACAAUCCCAGUUUUAGAGAUUGAGAUGAUUUCUAUCUUUUGUAUUACUCAAACUGGUAUAGUCCUAGGCCAAGGGGUGGCAGCACAGUUUAUAGAAAAGUAUUACAACUCAGUAUUUCGACUCAACAACCAAGACAUACUCGGUACAAUCUCACUCUUCGCAUACACCAUGUUUAUCUUCUUAAGCGGAGUCAAGAUGGACUUAAGCAUAGUCUUCCGUACGGGCUCCAAGGCCUUCCACACCGGUUCUCUCGCCAUGAUCGCGCCGCUGCUUCUAGGCGCCGGUGCACAGUACUUGCUCAGUAAACACUUCGAGCUCGACAAGCAAGAGAAUCUCCAGCUCAUGUUUGUCCUAACGACACAUUCCUUGACGUCGUUUCCAGUCAUAGCAUGUCUCCUUGAAGACCUGAAGAUCUUCAACUCGGAGCUCGGUCGUCUAGGGUUGUCGUCCUCGAUCAUAAGUGACAUACUUGGUGUGAUUCUCACGGCUCUGGCCACCCUGGCCAAGGUGUGGGACAAGUCCGUAGGAUUAGCUAUUUUGGACUUCGUUUUGGUAUCUUUGUUUACUGUUGUUGUCAUCUACGUGGGCAGACCAGCCAUGAUGUGGAUGGUCAGCCAAACCCCAGAGGGUAGGCCAGUGAAAAAAGUUUACCUUUCGAUCAUCAUUUUGGCACUUCUGUUCUCUGCCAUGCUAUCGAAUUGGUAUCACAUGACACUUGUUUUUGGGCCUAUGAUAUUGGGCCUCGCUGUCCCAGAUGGGCCCCCAUUAGGGUCAGCUUUGGUGAAGACGUUCGAUCCUUUGGUAUCUGGGGUGUUCAUGCCUAUCUUUGUAACUGUGACCAUGAUCAAAGCUGACCCACAUGACCUCAAUCUCAACACCAAAGUGUCUAGAGCCAAUGCGCUUCUUGUGCUUGUGAUUAUUGUGUCCAAGUUUGUCUUCUCGUUGAUACCUCCAAUGCUUAGUAGGAUGCCUUUUAAGGAUGGGUUGGCUAUUGCCUUUAUUAUGUCCUAUAAAGGGGUUGUGGAAAUGGCCUCCUAUGGUAUUGCCAGAGAUAGUAAGGUUAUAGAACUGGAGGUGUACUGUUUUGUGAUGGCAACAGUUUUGGUGACUGCAAUCGUGGUGCCAGUAUCCGUGCGUUACUUAUACAAUCCCAUGAGGAAAUACGCAGGCUAUCAGAAGCGAAACAUCAUGCAAUCCGCCACCAACGACGCCGAGCUCCGCAUCGUCGCGUGCAUCAACAGACCGGACAACACCCCAGCCAUCAUCAACCUCCUCGACGUCUCAUGCCCCACAAAGGACAACCCAAUCUCAGUCUACGUUCUCCAUCUCAUCGAGCUCGUCGGCCGAGCCACGCCCGUCUUCAUCUCCCACCAACUUCAGAAGAAAACACUCUCCAACUACUCCUACUCCGAGAACGUAAUCCUUUCCUUCACUCAUUUCCAACGAGAGAACCACGGCGCGGCCAAUGUCAACGUCUUCACAGCCAUUUCCCCCACCGAAUACAUGCACGAAGAUAUUUGUACUCUCGCAUUGGACAAGCUUGCUUCGUUGAUAGUUGUCCCGUUUCAUAGAAAGUGGUCUCUGGAUGGGACAACUAUUGAGUCGGAAAAUCUCACUGUUCGGGCUAUCAAUUGCAGUGUCAUGGAGAGGGCUCCUUGCUCCGUCGCCGUCCUCGUCGAUCGUGGACACUCGGAGACUGUCGAGUCCAUGGUGUCAAGACAAGUGACGUACCGCGUUGCCAUGGUGUUCUUGGGCGGUAGCGACGAUAGGGAGGCUGUUACGUUCGCCAAGCGCAUGGCCAUGGACUCGUGCAUAACCUUGACAAUCAUACAUUUUGUGAGCGUGAAUGAGGACCGGGAACUCGAGCAGUGGGAGAAGGUUCUUGAUAAUGAAGUGCUUAAAGAUAUAAUUCAGAGUUAUGAUCGAGAUAGUGAUGUUGAUCAUGGAAAUGUAGGUUAUGUUAAGGAAAUGGUUAAGGACGGAACUGAAACGGCAAUGACGUUGAGAUCCAUGGCCGAUGAUUUUGAGCUGUUUAUUGUUGGAAGACGAUACAAUCAGCACUCUAUACUAACUUCGGGUCUUGAAGAAUGGAGUGAGUUUCCUGAACUUGGUGUUGUGGGAGACUUGCUUUCCUCCACGGAUUUCAUGAGCAAUGCUUCUGUUCUGGUUGUACAACAGCAAAAACUUAGUAACUAG
Molecule: messenger RNA, 2358 nt
Organism: Humulus lupulus (European hop)
Lineage: Eukaryota; Viridiplantae; Streptophyta; Magnoliopsida; Rosales; Cannabaceae
Product: cation/H(+) antiporter 4-like
Exons: 3
Coding region: 1-2358 (785 amino acids)
Biological process (GO): proton transmembrane transport; regulation of pH
Cellular component (GO): membrane; endomembrane system
Molecular function (GO): antiporter activity
Source: RefSeq, a predicted model, not a curated record